Equus quagga is the source of this 2275-nucleotide messenger RNA. RefSeq names its product zinc finger and BTB domain containing 48 (gene ZBTB48). Gene Ontology annotation, biological process: regulation of cytokine production; regulation of immune system process; negative regulation of transcription by RNA polymerase II. Bases 143 to 2212 code for a protein of 689 amino acids. The record is from RefSeq and is a predicted model, not a curated record. NCBI's taxonomy places the organism in Eukaryota, Metazoa, Chordata, Mammalia, Perissodactyla, Equidae. The transcript is spliced from 11 exons. Gene Ontology annotation, molecular function: protein binding; DNA-binding transcription factor activity, RNA polymerase II-specific; RNA polymerase II cis-regulatory region sequence-specific DNA binding. Gene Ontology annotation, cellular component: nucleus.
GGCGGCGGCGACGGCGCCGUCUCCGUACGGCCGACCGGGCACGUACGGCCUGGGCAGUUGGUCCGUGGGGCUGUGGAGGCAACGCUUCCUGCUCCCGGUGCGGUCGGCGUAAGGAGGACUGGCCUGGGUGAGGAGGCAGACCAUGGACGGCUCCUUUGUCCAGCAUAGUGUGAGGGUUCUGCAGGAGCUCAACAAGCAGCGGGAGAAGGGCCAGUACUGCGACGCCACCCUGGACGUGGGGGGCCUGGUGUUCAAGGCGCACUGGAGUGUUCUUGCCUGCUGCAGCCACUUCUUCCAGAGCCUCUAUGGGGAUGGCUCAGGGGGCAGUGUUGUCCUCCCUGCUGGCUUCGCUGAGAUCUUUGGCCUUCUGUUGGACUUUUUCUACACUGGUCACCUCGCCCUCACCUCGGGGAACCGGGAUCAGGUGCUCCUGGCAGCCAGGGAGUUGCGAGUGCCAGAUGCUGUGGAGCUGUGCCAGAGCUUCAAGCCCAAAACUUCAGUGGGACAGGGACCAAGUGGCCAGAGUGGCUUGGGGAAACCUGCCGCCCGGGAUGUGGGAAACAGCCACCUCAAGGAGCCAGCAGGCUUGGAAGAAGAGGAAGUUUUGAGGACUCUAGGUCAAAUCCCCAGGGAUCAGGAGCUCAGUGGCAGUCACAGUCCCCAGAAGCCCCAGCUUGGUGUCCCUGCUGAGAGUGAGAGUCCCUCCUUUCUCCGUGGGAAACUCAAGCAGGCCCUGAAGCUUUGUUCCCCAGAGGACAAGGAGCCUGAGGACUGCAAAGUGCCCCCAAGGCCCUUCGAGGCUGAAGGUGCCCAGCUGCAGGGCCGGAGUGAUGAGUGGGAAGUGGUGGUUCAAGUUGAGGACGACGGGGAUGGCGCUUACGUUUCUGAGACUGAGAUUGUGCCGACCAGGAGGAAAUCAAACGUAAUCAGAAAGCCCUGUGCUGCCGAGCCAGCCCUGAGCGCAGGUUCCCUAGCAGCCGAGGCCUCUGAGAGCAGAAAAGGUACAGCCGUGCCGGUUGAGUGUCCCACAUGCCAUAAAAAGUUCCUCAGCAAAUAUUAUCUAAAAGUCCACAACAGGAAACACACUGGGGAGAAACCCUUCGAGUGUCCCAAAUGUGGAAAAUGUUACUUUCGGAAGGAGAAUCUCCUUGAGCAUGAAGCCCGGAAUUGUAUGAACCGCUCAGAACAGGUCUUCACGUGCUCUGUGUGCCAGGAAACCUUCCGCCGGAGGAUGGAGCUGCGGGUGCACAUGGUGUCCCACACGGGGGAGAUGCCCUACAAGUGUUCCUCCUGCUCCCAGCAGUUCAUGCAGAAGAAGGACUUGCAGAGCCACAUGAUCAAGCUGCAUGGAGCCCCCAAGCCCCAUGCCUGUCCUACCUGUGCCAAGUGCUUCCUGUCCCGAACGGAACUGCAGCUGCAUGAGGCUUUCAAGCACCGCGGGGAGAAGCUGUUUGUGUGCGAGGAGUGUGGGCACCGGGCCUCGAGUCGAAAUGGUUUGCAGAUGCACAUCAAGGCCAAGCACAGGAAUGAGAGGCCAUAUGUCUGUGAGUUCUGCAGCCACGCCUUCACCCAGAAGGCCAAUCUCAACAUGCAUCUGCGCACACACACGGGCGAGAAGCCCUUCCAGUGCCACCUCUGUGGCAAGACCUUCCGUACCCAAGCCAGCCUGGACAAGCACAACCGCACCCACACUGGUGAGAGGCCCUUCAGCUGUGAGUUCUGCGAGCAGCGUUUCACUGAGAAGGGGCCCCUGCUGAGGCAUGUGGCCAGCCGCCACCAGGAGGGCCGGCCCCACUUCUGCCAGAUCUGUGGGAAGACCUUCAAAGCAGUGGAGCAGCUGCGUGUGCACGUCAGAAGACACAAGGGGGUUAGGAAGUUUGAAUGCACUGAAUGUGGCUACAAGUUCACCCGGCAGGCCCACCUGCGGAGGCACAUGGAGAUCCACGACCGGGUGGAGAACUACAACCCACGGCAGCGCAAGCUCCGGAAUCUGGUCAUUGAGGAUGAGAAGAUGGUGGUGGUGGCACUCCAGCCGCCUGCCGAGCUGGAGGUGGGCUCGGCUGAAGUCAUCGUGGAGUCCCUGGGCCACGGCGGCCUGGCCUCCCAGCUCCCUGGCCAGAGACUAUGUGCAGAGGAGAGCUUUGCAAGCCCGGGUGUCAUGGAGCCCUCGCUCAUCAUCACGGCUGCCAUCCCUGAUGACUGUGACACGUAGCCCCCUACCCACCAUAGCCCACUUGGCCCCAGCCCCCAAUAAACCACAUGGCUUUGGACUUGA